Molecule: messenger RNA, 2158 nt
Organism: Pelecanus crispus (Dalmatian pelican)
Lineage: Eukaryota; Metazoa; Chordata; Aves; Pelecaniformes; Pelecanidae
Source: RefSeq, a predicted model, not a curated record
AUUUCUCAACUCAAAAUAUUUUUCUGAUUGUUUUCAGGAGUAAAAGUUCCUCGUAAUUUUCGUCUGUUGGAAGAACUUGAAGAAGGUCAGAAAGGAGUAGGUGAUGGAACAGUUAGCUGGGGCCUUGAAGAUGAUGAAGAUAUGACACUUACAAGAUGGACAGGAAUGAUUAUUGGGCCUCCAAGAACAAUUUAUGAAAACAGAAUAUACAGCCUUAAAAUAGAAUGUGGGCCUAAGUAUCCAGAAGCACCUCCAUUUGUAAGAUUUGUAACAAAAAUUAAUAUGAAUGGAGUAAAUAGUUCUAAUGGAGUGGUGGACCCCAGAGCCAUAUCAGUCCUAGCAAAAUGGCAGAAUUCUUAUAGUAUCAAAGUUGUUCUGCAAGAGCUUCGGCGUCUAAUGAUGUCUAAAGAAAAUAUGAAACUUCCUCAGCCACCUGAAGGACAAUGUUACAGCAAUUAAUUAAAAAAAAAAAACAAACAUGCCCCCCUUAUUCAAUUUAAGCUGUCUUCAUUUUCCACAGUAGUAAAUUUUCUAGAUGCAUCUUGUAGACCUCAAAAUACUGGAAAGGAAGUUCCCAUUCAAAGGAAGUUUUUCUUGAGAUACUGUAAAUGAUACUAAUUUUUUUUUUUUUCAUUUGAAAUAAGUUGUGCUAUAACAAAUAAUCCUGUUGUGUAACCACUGUCCACAUAGCUGAACUUCUGGUAUCAGGAAAAGUCUAUUUAAAUUUAUUACUGUCAAGACCAGUGUGGCACAUCUAACUUAACUGUGAAAGCAUACAUCCCACAAUCACUUUGCUGUGUGUCUGGCCUGGUUUUUUUUUUUUUAUUUCUUUUUCUGUCUUUUGCAAUAGAGUCGAAGCUCAGGGCUAUUUAUUAGAGUAGACACAAAGGUUUUUGCUUCCAGUACUACACUGGGCUUUAUGGACUACUAAUGGGGAUGUGUGCUAACCUCAGUCAUCCCUCCCUUUGUGCUAUCUCUAGUAAAGGCUGAAUGUGACUGUGGUCGUUUUGGGGUUUUUAUUAUUUUUUUUUUAAAUGCCCUGAUAAUCUGGGGCAAGCUUUCCUUCUUCCCUUUGGCCAAGGCAUAGAUUGUAUUUCUCUUCCUGGUCCGCCUCACCAGUGACAUGGGCUUUGGGUGAGGGAUUCAGGGUUCUUUUAAUCUCUUCCUUCUUCCCCUCUUUUUAGCGGGGGUGCUGCUUUCUUUUUGCCCCUCUCUGUGACUCUUCUCACCCCUGGCCAGCAGGGGUAAGCGUUGGGGCAAUAACUUGACCUGUUCCCUCCUGCUUGUCAUUUUGGUUUUGCAACAAAUUUAGUCUUCACCAGCCUGGGAAACAAGAGUAUCUGUUCUGCUCGCAAACUUGGAUUUUCCCUGUCCCUCCAGCACUGCUGCCACACCGCCAAGCUGGCCACGGCUGAUGUUAUUAGAUAGGCUUUUGACGUGGUGAAAAGAGCAGUAAUUUACCAGGAUUGCCGAAAUCUUCUGCUGCCAAACUUUAACAGGGAAACUUUGCACAUAGAGAUUCUGAACACACGCUCCAGCUCAAAUAGUUGUAUUUUGGUGCUUUGGAUUGACCCAAGAAUGUUAAUUAAUGAAAUGUUGCACUUAUGUUUGGCCCUUCUAAAGAUGUGACGACUACAGACAAAUCAAACCAGUGUAGUAGAUUUUAUUAGGAUUCUGUAAGUCUUAGAAGAGAAAUCUCUUCAGUGAAGAUUUUGGGGAAGCGGUGCAUACAGCAGAUUAAGGACCUUUAUUGGCUUUGCAUCCUGGCAAAUCACUGCCUUUUCUGGUUUACUGUUUCGGACCACUAACUGCUGAAAUGUGGAUGCAAGCUUACAUAUGACCAACCUAGUGUGUCCUAAGUUUUAUGAAAAACUCAGUGUUUGUGUAAAAAAAGAAAAAAAAAAGGGAAAAAAAAAGAAAAAAGUAAAAAUAAACACAUUUUAAAGCAGCAGCUAUCAAGUCAAUGAACGAUUGAUGUUUCCAUUAACUCUUUUGAGGAAAAUAUUAGUUGUAAGGAUUUAACAUCCUCUGUAAUUAAAGUUUAACAUAACAGUAUUCCAUAAGCAGCCUUUUUAUUGUAUCAGACCAUUGCCUGAUUUUAAUAUAAUAAAAAGUGUGCAUUAAUAUUAGAAGGCUUUAAUUGUAUUUAUGUUUAGAA